AUGCCUUUCACCGCUUCCGAUAUCAUCAAGAUCAUCUUCGCCAUCUUCAUUCCCCCAUUGGGCGUAUUCCUCGAGCGCGGCUGUAAUGCGGACUUCUGCAUCAACAUCCUGUUGACUAUCCUGGGUUACAUUCCCGGCAUCAUUCACGCCUUGUAUAUCAUAUUGAAAUUCUGA
Messenger RNA from Pseudovirgaria hyperparasitica, 174 nucleotides. Its product is annotated as UPF0057-domain-containing protein. NCBI's taxonomy places the organism in Eukaryota, Fungi, Ascomycota, Dothideomycetes, Acrospermales, Acrospermaceae. The transcript is spliced from 3 exons. The coding region runs from base 1 to 174 and encodes 57 amino acids. Gene Ontology annotation, cellular component: membrane. The record is from RefSeq and is a predicted model, not a curated record.